AUGUUUGACCGAAUCAAGAACAAGCUUCAUCUUCGCAGACACAAGAAGAGUGAGAAGGUGAUCGGAAACAAGCCAGCUCAGCCAGCGCAGGGAAGGAAUGAGAAAACUCCAUCCGCAUCCACAGCGCCCUUUCAGCCGGCUGCCCCCAAGCCCGCGGCGGAUGCACCGCCCGCCCAGUCUUCCGCCGAUGCACCGGCCGAAGAAACACCAUCAGCCAAGCAGCCAGAUACUCCUAAAGAUUUGUGGGUGGAAGCCCUGAAGUCUUUGCCCGAAUCAAAGCAGGAUAUAUUGAAGAGGAUGGGUUUCAACCAAGAAACCGCCCAGUCUGUUUCAGUUGAAUCCAGCAUCGAUGAUCUCGUGGGUGUUGUAAACAAGAGACAGGAAGAGUGUGAGAAGAAGUUUUGGAAGGUGAAGGUUGGCGAUGAAGAGAUUGUCUUGAGGAACUAUACGAACAAGAUUGUCGAUUGGCUCGAGAAGGCCGGCGACAUUGCCGUACUGUUUGCUCCACCCCAAGCUGCUAUUCCUUGGGCUGUUAUUAAAUCUGCUAUGCAGAUCCCUGUGAUCGAAGGUGAGCAAAUGGCCGCGUUGCUUGCGACCACUGAAAAGAUCGUUCGCGUGAUUAGUCGAGGCCAAGUCUAUGAAUCCGUGUAUCUCAAGAACACUGCUGCCGCGCCCACGGACAAUCUUUCCAAGAACCUCCAGGGUGCAUUGACCACAAUCUAUACCACAUCACUGGAUCUGCUUGCCGACUCGGGUAGCUUGUUUUCUAGAAACACCGCCAUGCGCACCCUUCAAGCACUUGUCAACCCCGGUAAGGUCUCUGGUGGCCUUUCAGCUAUCAGCGAGCAAGAAGAUGAUCUUUUGCGCGAUGUGUCGGCCUGUGAAGUCAGACGCAGUGCAAAUGCAGAUGAUAGCAUGAUUGGAAUGCUAGAUGCCUUGAAUGCCCCCAUGAAACGUAUGGACGAAGGGAUUCAGCAUCUCCUCCAGACUGUGGAUGAAGGAGAACGUAUUAAGAUGUUAGAAUGGAUUUCACCAAUUCCAUUUGGAAAGAACCACAACAACGUUAAAGAAAAGAGGACACCUAGUACCGGUGGAUGGUUGCUGCAGCACGAGGAUUUCAGCAAGUGGGAACAGAACGAAUCCUCUAUCUUCUGGCUCCAGGGCUCCCCGGGUACUGGAAAGACUUUCCUCACAUCUGCUGUCGUCGACAAAAUCCAGGACAAGAUCAAUGAUGACCCCAAGGACGUGGGAUUUGCCUUCUUUUAUUGUGACAAGAACGAAACGAGACGCUCGCAGCCACUGUCCAUUCUUCAGAGCAUCGUUCGUCAGCUCUCGACAACGGCGAAGAACCCCGAAGCUACACAAACCAAGCUUCGUGAACUCUAUUCGAAGUGUCGCCAAGAAGGCACAACCUUCAGUCUUGAAAUUUGCAAGGAGCAGAUCCGGAGCUCGUUGGACAUUUACGAACAGACCACUAUUGUGAUUGAUGCCAUGGAUGAAUGUGAUCCUGAUUCUCGCGAUGUGUUGAUUGAUGCUUUGAACUCUUUCGUGUCCGAGUCUAACAGUAGACCUGUCAAGAUCUUUAUUUCCAGCCGGCCCGACCCUGAUAUUGAAAACCAACUGGGAAACACACCCAACAUCGGUAUCAAUGCAAGUGAAAACAAGGAUGACAUCGAAAAAUAUCUUUCAGCAGAGAUGGGCAAGCUAGCCAAGAAAGCUCCCUUCUUUGGACGGUUGAAAUCUAAAAUCACCGAGGUUUUGCUCGAACGCUGUCAGGGAAUGUUCCAGUGGGCGGCUUUGCAGACCCAUCAAAUUCAAAAGUGCAAGACCGAAUCCAGUGUCUGGCAAAGGCUUGAAAAUCUGCCUGAAGAUCUCCAGAAGGCAUAUGAUGAGGCAUGGAGUCAAGUGGAAGAAUUGGAGGAGCCUGACAAAUUGCUCACAACUCGUGCCAUGAUGUGGGUGAUGGCUGCAGAGCACCCAUUGGCCACAUCUCAAAUCAUUUCUGCUGUUCGUGUGAACACGAAUGGAGAGGAACCCGCGCUUGCCGACGAAAUCGACGAGCAAGGUUUGCUGUCACUCUGUAAUAACCUCCUCACCAUCGAUUCCCAGCUGAAAGUGUGGCGAUUCGCCCACUUGUCAGUACGCGAAUACCUCGAGAGCAAGAUGCAAUGGACACUUCCACUGGUGAACUUUCACGCUGCCAGCGCCUGCUUGACGUGGUUUAUAACCAAGUAUGACAAGGACGAUGACGUUAAUCUCGAUUUGGAAGACUGGGAGUCAAAGCCAACUGAGAUCUUCCAUCUCAUGCACCCAUUCCAUAUAUAUAUGAGACAUCACUGGACGAAGCAUAUUCAAGCAGCCCAGGAUGACGAAGAUUCUCCCCUGUCGUCCCUUCUGAAGAAAUUCCUCGGAUCUCCCGAAACCAGCAGCAAACAGUUUCAAAAAUGGUAUGAAAUCAUUCGAGACGAAUUAGAAAGGAUCACGAUUAUGAGCGAUUACGCAACGGAUCUCAAUUUCUACCUUGUGGCAGCUGGCUACGACGAAGAGUGCCAAGAUAUAUGUGACUUCAACCAAGCACAGCAUCCGGAAUACGGCGAGUUCGAAAGUGAGAUCGGCCCGGCAGACAAAUCCACUUUUGCGAUGUGUCACUUCUCAUUCAAUGCCCUUCUGGCAGAGUGGUGGCAGGAUGCAGAGUUAGAUGUCUGUGAUGCCAACGAAAGAGGCCACAAUCUCCUCACCCUCGCUGCACGGGCAGGCUGCACACCCAUCUGCAAGACUCUGAUUGAUCGGGGUGCAGAUGUCAACUUGCAAGUUGAGGGUCGGACUUAUGGCAGUGCUCUUGUUGCCGCCGCCCACCGGGGACACACUGAGACUGUCAAGUGUCUAGUCGAAGCAGGCGCCAAUGUGAAUAUGGCAGUAGCGAAUGGUAGCUACCAAAGCGCCCUGAUUGCAGCGCUAGUUGCCGGAUACCUUCAGACCGCCAAAUACCUAGUCCAAGAGGCACACGCGGAUGUGAACCAAGCACACACUCCGGAAGAGGAAGAUGAAGAUGAAGAUGAAGAGACAAUCGUGUUGAUCACUCCAGUUGCCUUGGCGGCCAAAUCAGGAAACCUGGAUUUUCUUGAGUUCAUUGUCAGCGCUGGAGCCAACGUGAACGUGCCAGAGCACUCCGGAAAUCCUCUUGCUGUUGCAAUCCGAUUUGGCAACACCAAAUGUGCUAAAUAUCUCCUUCAGAAAGCAGAACCUGAUGUAAAGCUGCGAAUGGUGGAUUCGAGCUUUGCCACAAUUCUCGAACGUGCCGCAGCCGAUGACCGAAAUCUUGAACUUGUCAAAUUGUUGGUAGAGGCUGGAGCCGAGGUGAACCCUACAGAUCUCUCUGGCUCUGGUACACCUCUUGGAGCAGCAGCAUACGGAAACAAAAAGAGUGAUGAUGGGAGCAUGCUUGAUAUGGUCAAAUAUCUUGUCGAAGUCGGCGCGAAUCUCAACAAAGGCGAUGCUGAUGGCAAUCCUGUUACGCUAGCACUAUUUAGCAGAGAUAUGAAGGUUGUCAGAUACCUCGUCGAAGCAGGCGCAGAGGUGGACGUUUCAAAAGACUUCGAACACUCAAUCAAGAGUGGCUUCUUUGAUGGAAUGAAAUUUGCGAUCCAGAAUGGUGUUGAUGUAAACUUGCAAAUCUCAGGAGAUUAUGGAAGUGCCCUCGAGAGGUCAUCAGCCCAGGAAAGCAACCUUGAAGUUAUCAUGACACUGGUGGACGCAGGAGCAAACGUGAACUUGCUAUCCGAAAGUGGCAAUUAUGGGAGUCCUCUUGCAGCAGCCGUUGGAUACUGGCAAGGUGCCAACCUGAACACAGUCAAGUACCUGAUCGAAAAGGGGGCUGAUGUCAACUUGGCGCUUCCGCAUGGGGAAUUUGGUUAUGCUCUCAUAGCAGCGGCGAAGGCUGAAAAUGCGGAGGCAGUCGAGCUCCUAAUUGCUUCAAACGCGGACGUGAAUGCAUCGCCACAGAACGGGGAGUACGGCAGUGCUCUAGUGGCUGCCGCUACAAACAAUACCAACAUUGAAACUGUCAAGGCUUUGAUUGAGGCAGGUGCAGAUGUCAAUGCCACUUUUGAGAAUGGAAACUACGAUUGUGCUCUUGCAGCAGCCAUGUCCAGCUCUCUUUCCGAUUCCAACAUUGUUGAGGCUCUCAUCGCUGCUGGGGCAGAUGUUAACCAGCGAUGGAAGCGUGUCGAGUACGGCAGUGCUCUGGCUACUGCUGCAGCUCGUGGGAGGGUUGAGAUAUUGGAACUUUUGCUAAAAGCGGGUGCUGAUGUGAAUAUGCAACUUGAAAAUGGGGACCAUCGCACUGCCCUUGCGGCAGCAGAAGCUGAGGAGCAGGAGGAAGCAGUGGCGUUACUCAAGAAACAUGGAGCAACGGCUUGA
Molecule: messenger RNA, 4419 nt
Organism: Penicillium antarcticum
Lineage: Eukaryota; Fungi; Ascomycota; Eurotiomycetes; Eurotiales; Aspergillaceae
Exons: 3
Coding region: 1-4419 (1472 amino acids)
Molecular function (GO): protein binding
Source: RefSeq, a predicted model, not a curated record